Baudoinia panamericana UAMH 10762 is the source of this 995-nucleotide messenger RNA. RefSeq lists its product as uncharacterized. Gene Ontology annotation, cellular component: nucleolus. The coding region runs from base 136 to 540 and encodes 134 amino acids. NCBI's taxonomy places the organism in Eukaryota, Fungi, Ascomycota, Dothideomycetes, Mycosphaerellales, Teratosphaeriaceae. The transcript has a single exon. The record is from RefSeq and is a predicted model, not a curated record.
AAUGUGCCUUCCGCUUUCGCCAAAUUAACACUUCACGCCGCGGCUGUUGCUUUUAGGUGAGUACGACGGUCUGUAACAGUACCUGAUGUAGUACCGCGAAAACGUCACCCGCCCGCUUAGUUGUGUCAGCCUAGCAUGCCUUCAUCGGAGUAUUCGAACGCCAUCGGUGGCGGUCUCAAGCUGAAAGGCGCGAAAGAUGCGGGCGUGAAGAAGCCGAAGAAGAAGUCCUCGAUCAAGCCAGUAGAGACGCAGAAGCCAAGCGAUGCCGAAGAAACGGGCACUUCCCUACAGAAAGCGCUCGCGGAAGAGGAACAGCAGGGUCACGAAGAUGGCGCGGUGAAGAAGGAGCGAGAAGCCGAGGUGAAACGGUAUGGCAAAACGGAGGCCCAGCGUCGAUACGAGGAGAGAAGGCGGAAGAGACUCGACGAGCGCUUGAAGCGAGAGGGUAUCAAGACGCACAAAGAGCGGGUGGAGGAGCUCAACAAGUACCUCUCCGGCCUCAGCGAGCACCACGAUAUGCCGAGGAUUGGGCCUGGUUAAUGACACCCCACAUACUAUCCAAAGGUCUAUCAACAAGCCCGUGCUCCACUAGUCAGUAGUGGAAGCGAAGCCGUAUGUCCAAACACCAGGGACGGAAAGUUCAACUUGCUGCGCCGUCGUGAGCGGCAUACGCGCGGUCGGCAUCCUGCCGGCCGCGAAGCUGCUCAGAGUACGCCACGCGGAUUCAAGCCUGCCAUGGAGCGAAGUCAUGGUUCGAUGGAGAACAGACCCAAGUCUGUCGCUAUCGCAACUGUAGAGGAGCGGAGAAUACCUGACGCAACCCCUAGUCACACGAUACAGCAUUGGGAGACGGCCAUUCUGAGCCCGAGGCGAAGAUGAAUGCUCAGCGCAAAAGCUUGAUGCACUACGUGUGCCAUGUCUGCGCUAUGCUAAGCGUCUCAUCAGAUUACAAUUAAAGCGUACGCCCAUCCCAAAUAACGCCUCAACAGAUCAAC